UUCCCUGUGGCUUCAGUGGAAGGGUUCACCAUUUUGGGAAACCUCAAUGUGAUCGCUCCCAUGUCGGAUACGGAGCCUGCUCAAUACGCUCGGCUCUGGACUCUGAACCAUCCAGAGGAUGAUGCAGACAAUGAGUUUGUCUGGCGACCGGACCUCGCCGGGCUGCAGCUGCUGCCGAGUCACAUCGAGUCCCUCCUGGACGGCCUGGACUCCAGGACCACCGAAAUCACACUGGCGGCUCGAGACUUUCGAAAUGCCAAAGAGCUAAUUCUGGCUGCCUGUGCAGCCAGUGGUGCCCCGCCCUUCUCCCGAGAUGAGAUGGAAGUUACAGCCAUGCGUUUGGUGACGAAUUUGUUGGCCAAGCACAUGGGCUCCGAGAUCUGCAACUUCCACGCCUCCUUCUCCGAGGAGCUGGGGAGCCUAGUGCUGACACUGCACGACUUCGAUCGCACCUUCGACGAAGGGUUCCAGACGGAGCUGGCAGAUGUCAUCCAGAAGUCCUUGUCGAGCGAGACCGCCUUCUUGCCCACCCUUGGCGUGGCAGCGACGCGACAUGCUUCGGUGGCAAAGACCCAGCGGAGAGGCUUGACUAGCGCCGGCCUGGCCCUGGGCGCGGGCGCCGCCGCCUCGGGCGGCAGCGCGCUGCUGGCCGUGGGCAUGGCGGCGGCGGCCGCCGGGGUGGGGGCCACCGCGGUGGCGGAGCCGGAGCCGACGACGCCCGCCGUGGGCCAUGCCGUGGGCAGAGGCACGUCCAAGGACUUGCAGGUCGCCAACGCGGUGAGCACGCUGAAGGGGCUCCUGAAGAGCGGGCUUAAGCUCCAGCUCCAAGACGAGGUUGCCGAGGAGGAGCUGGUGCUGGCGGUCCAGCUGGCAGCAGAGACCUCCAAGCACGCACAGCUGGUGGUCUCCGAUGAGGGCAUGCCGAGCCUCAUGGUGCCCCUGGGCCCGCUCGGGGAGGGCAACCCCCUCUUCGAGGCAGGGCCUUGGAGCACCAAGGCCUGGACAACUGUAAAGCAUUAA
This is a messenger RNA of Effrenium voratum, 1020 nucleotides long. The record is from the annotation of a GenBank genome assembly. Lineage: Eukaryota; Dinophyceae; Suessiales; Symbiodiniaceae.